AUGGCAGACGACGACUCUUCCGACCUGUCUUCGAUUUCUUCGCUCUCGGAGCCGCCUUCUGACGAUGAAUCCGAGGUUCAAUUGGAAGAGCGUCAUGGAAUCCUGAAAUUCUUCCACAAGGUCGACAAGAACUCGGCCUUGGAGCCCAAGGAGAAAACCCCCCCGAGACCUAAGCGCGAGCCUUCGCCGCCGCACGAAUACGUUUUAGCGGACAAUUCAGACAUUGCGUUCAUCGUCAUGUUCCGCGCCCGGUUUACCGAUGCUUUCCCAAAGAGCCUAGCGAAUUUCGGCCCCCAGGAACUUGAGCGCGAUGUUGUUGAAUCGAUCCCAGGAGAGCGCGUCGAGCACUUUCUUUGCGCUCUUCUCGGCUUGCUUCUCAACCGCAAACAAGACGUCAAACCUGGUCACUAUAACCGUGCGUUAGAGGAAGCUAUUCAAACUCAUAAAGGGCAGUGGGCGAAGGAUUGGGAAAGCAAGAACCCGAUUGCGGGGCAGGCGACUUUCGCGUCCAUGACCCCAGUGCAGCGUCUCACCCUUUUACGCACCCUAGUGCAGUGGACACUUUCCUCGUCCGACGCCGUCAGAACGAUCAUUGCCCAAUCCUACAAGAACCGACACGAUGAAGAUCUCAACAUCCCGGUGAGCGUGCAGCCAUGGGGCGGUGAUGGAGACAAGAGGCGAUACUUCCUCAUCGAAGGGAACGACGACACUUCCUUCCGAGUGUACAGGGAGAGUAACCCGGCAGGAAUCAACCGAACUUGGUGGAGCGUGGCUGGUAGCAUUGAAGAUCUCCGAUCUUUAAGCGACAAGCUAGAGACCCAAGACGGUGGGCCAAAGGCCAAGGUGUUCGCCAAGCGAAUCUUGAACAGCAUCCCCCGGUUCGAGGCAACCGAAGAGAAGCGACGUCGGAGGGAGUACCGUCAAAUGCGCAAGGAGCAGUUCAGGCGCCCAGACCCUGGCUUCUCUCUCUACGAAGGUCGUACAAGGGGAAAACGGAUGAAGUACACCUAUUCCGAUGACGAAGCAGAUUUCUACUCGGAUUCAACUAAUCGCCGCUCGACCCGCAAUACCCGGCAUCACACUCCGACAGAACCUACUGGCCCCGUUACCACAGCAAGCGGUCGGCAGGUCAGGGCACCAACCCGGCUCAACGCAGAGAAUGCCAGUAACGGCGCUUUGAGCGCGUCUGCAAGCGUUCAGGGAGAUGGCGAGGACACAGAUGCGAUGCCCACCACCCGGUCGGGCCGCCCGCAAAGAUCGGCCGCGGCCAACCAGACUUCGAACGGCUGGGCUGGUAAGAAGCGGAAGAGCGAGGAGUAUGAAUCAGACGUGUCGGAUGACGAGGGCAGUGAGCCCGGUUUCGGCGAUGAUGAGGAGGAAGACCACGUCCCGGAUGAUGAGGAGGAAGAUGAUGAAGAAUUUGAACAAGAGGACCUGAUGGACGAAGACCUUGACGAAGUUCAGAACCCGAGCUUCGUCUUCAAGUUUCCUAUCAAGGUUUCGUUUGACGAGAACGAUAAGGUGCAGCCGGUCUCUGGGGCGUCCGGCGGAACCGACAAAAGCAAUCACCACAGGUCAGCGCACAGAAAUCUUGUCGUGAGUGACGACUCGGAACCCAAUACUACUGGCCCCGAUGACGUCCCCGCGUCGGAACCCGAACCACCGGCGGCCGACGUCAUUGCGGUCGCGACGAAGACUGCGACGGUGCUGGGACCCACCGUUACAACGCCUGCGCCUGAUGCCAGCAAGCCAACUGAACCAACCAGGGAGGCGGAUAUCGGUGGUCAACCCACGGCGCCUAGAUAUGAAGCUAUCAAGUCACCCCCGACGCCGACAAGCGAGAAGGCGACAUCCUUGGCUCUUAGGGGAAGCCCAGAAGUCACCAAGUCGCUCCCCCGAGUCGUCGACAUUGCCCCAUCGGAGUGA
This is a messenger RNA of Dichotomopilus funicola, 1926 nucleotides long. RefSeq lists its product as uncharacterized. NCBI's taxonomy places the organism in Eukaryota, Fungi, Ascomycota, Sordariomycetes, Sordariales, Chaetomiaceae. The record is from RefSeq and is a predicted model, not a curated record. The transcript has 4 exons. The coding region runs from base 1 to 1926 and encodes 641 amino acids.